AUAAAGGCGCUGCAGCAGAGAAGCUCACAGCGAUAUCCUGCUUUUAAACCUUAAAGUGGUUCUUAAAGGAAAGAAGUCCCCUCGGUUCGGCAUUGACCAUCAUGAUCUUUAAAGCUUUCUUCAAUGAGCUGAUAGAGUGGCAAAAUGCAUCCAGAAGCUGCAGAAAAUGAAUAUCUUUCCAUUCCAGUCUGCAGUUACCAUGCAUGACCUCCAAGCUAAUGCCACCUGCAACUCCUCCUUGGCCCCUUCCAACUGGACGGCCGGGGAGGACGUCCCUCAGCUUCCCACCUUCACCACAGCAGCCAAAGUCAGAGUCAUCAUCACCUUCAUCCUCUGCGGCACAUCAGCCUUCUGCAACCUGGCUGUGCUGUGGGCGGCUCACAGGGACGGGAAACGGAAAUCCCACGUCAAGGUUCUGAUUGUUAACCUGACCGUAGCUGACCUGCUGGUGACCUUCAUAGUGAUGCCUGUGGAUGCUGCAUGGAACAUCACAGUCCAGUGGCUUGCUGGAGACUUCCUGUGCAGGCUGCUGAUGUUUCUGAAGCUGCUGGCGAUGUACUCCUGCGCUUUUGUCACCGUGGUGAUCAGUCUGGACAGGCAGUCCGCCAUCCUCAACCCUUUGGCAAUCAACAAGGCCCAGAUGAGAAACAAGAUCAUGCUCGCCGUGGCGUGGAGCAUGAGUGCUUUGCUUUCAAUCCCUCAGAUCUUCCUUUUUCACAAGGUGACCAUCAUCCACCCUGAGGACUUCACCCAGUGCACAACAUGGGGAAGCUUUGCCACUCGCUGGCAUGAGACGGCCUACAACAUGUUCACCUUUUCCUGCCUGUUCCUGCUGCCGCUGGUCAUCAUGAUCACCUGUUACGCCAGGAUCUUCCAUGAGAUUUCAAAACGGCUGAAAAAAGACCACUGUAAGUCUCUACGCCUGAGGUGCUCUAAAAACAACAUCCCCAGAGCCCGGAUCAGAACCUUAAAAAUGAGUGUUGUGAUCGUCUUGUCCUUCAUCAUCUGCUGGACUCCGUACUACCUGCUGGGCCUCUGGUACUGGUUCUGUCCUGAUGAUCUGGAGGAUAAGGUGUCCCACUCUCUGGCCCACAUCCUGUUUAUCUUCGGGCUGGUGAACGCCUGCCUGGACCCAGUGAUCUAUGGACUGUUCACCAUCCACUUCAGGAAGGGGCUUCGAAGGUAUUACGGCAACACUGCCUCCGCAGCGGAUGUGGAAAACACCACCGUUAUAAGUGGAUCUUUAUAUUCUCCUGCCAAUUCUUUGUCAUUACGAAGAGAGUUCAGGCGGCUGAGUCAGGAAAAGCAUGACAGUCAUAUGAAAGCCAAGGCAUCCUCUCUGAAAAGCAGCUUUCUGAUUAUAGACAGUGAAAUCCAACAGUCCAGUCCUGAAAGCAGCUUAUAAUGA
Molecule: messenger RNA, 1408 nt
Organism: Cyprinodon variegatus (sheepshead minnow)
Lineage: Eukaryota; Metazoa; Chordata; Actinopteri; Cyprinodontiformes; Cyprinodontidae
Product: gonadotropin-releasing hormone receptor-like
Biological process (GO): G protein-coupled receptor signaling pathway
Cellular component (GO): membrane
Molecular function (GO): peptide binding; gonadotropin-releasing hormone receptor activity
Source: RefSeq, a predicted model, not a curated record